Messenger RNA from Ilex paraguariensis (yerba mate), 561 nucleotides. NCBI's taxonomy places the organism in Eukaryota, Viridiplantae, Streptophyta, Magnoliopsida, Aquifoliales, Aquifoliaceae. The record is from the annotation of a GenBank genome assembly.
AUGAUAAUUCUUCCCCUGAAUGAUGAAGAAGAAAAAACUAAGGGGGUGCUGCCAGAAGACAUCCUUGUCGAAAUUGCUACUUUUGAUAAAGGCCCCAAAGUUCUUAACUUUGAGGAAUUAAAGGUGGAAACAGAUAAUUUCAGUGCUCGAAGUAAAAUAAGGGGUUUUGUGCAUCGUGGAGUGUUUAGAUGGGAAAUCUUAGUCAUCAUGAGAAUGGGUAUAGAUGUAUCCAAGGAGGUGAACAUACUGACGAAGAUCAACCACUUCAAUCUGAUUAAGCUUAAUGAACAUCACCGCCAUUUCUACCUUGCCUAUGAGUACAUGGAAAAUGAUUCUCUAAGAGAAUGGCUCCACAAUAAAAGCUCUAGAGAGACGGAAAGCUGGACUUGUAGGAUUCAGAUUGCCCUGGAUGUUGCUAAUGGAAUUAACUAUCUUCAUAACUUCACAAAACCAGCCUACGUGCACAAGGAUAUCAAGAGCAGCAAUGUUCUUCUAGACAGCAAUCUAAGAGCGAAGAUUGGAAACUUUAGUCUCUCUGACAACAAAAAUUGUGGGCACUAG